Messenger RNA from Tupaia belangeri chinensis (Chinese tree shrew), 3015 nucleotides. It is a transcript of the gene NT5C2, whose product is annotated as 5'-nucleotidase, cytosolic II. The coding region runs from base 264 to 1841 and encodes 525 amino acids. The record is from RefSeq and is a predicted model, not a curated record. Gene Ontology annotation, biological process: adenosine metabolic process; IMP metabolic process. Gene Ontology annotation, molecular function: 5'-nucleotidase activity. NCBI's taxonomy places the organism in Eukaryota, Metazoa, Chordata, Mammalia, Scandentia, Tupaiidae. The transcript has 17 exons.
GUGGAGCAACAGUGAUAUCCAGUGACAAGUUAAAUUAGACACAGAAGUGUUUUCUCCAAUGCUGUCUCAGAAGAUACAUGCUUUUGAGAGGACUGGUUCAGACUAAACAGUCUUUUUGUAGUUAGGUUAAAGUAACACACACACACACACACACACACACACACACACACAAAAAUUACCAGGGACUUUAAGAAGAAUUUUGGUAUGUGACUUCAAGAACUAGUUGACUCACUUUCACACUGCAAAACGGCAACCAGUGACAGAUGAGGGUGUUUGUGAACCGAAGUUUAGCCAUGGAAAAAAUUAAGUGUUUUGGUUUUGAUAUGGAUUACACCCUUGCUGUGUACAAGUCCCCAGAGUAUGAGUCCCUUGGCUUUGAGCUUACUGUGGAGAGAUUAGUUUCUAUUGGCUAUCCCCAGGAGCUGCUCAGCUUUGCAUAUGAUUCUACAUUUCCUACCAGGGGGCUUGUCUUUGACACACUAUAUGGAAAUCUUUUGAAAGUUGAUGCCUAUGGAAACCUCUUGGUCUGUGCACAUGGAUUUAACUUCAUAAGGGGACCAGAAACUAGAGAGCAGUAUCCAAAUAAAUUUAUCCAACGAGAUGACACUGAAAGAUUUUAUAUUCUGAACACACUGUUCAACCUACCAGAGACCUACCUGUUGGCCUGUCUAGUAAAUUUUUUUACUAAUUGUCCAAGAUAUACCAGCUGUGAAACAGGAUUUAAAGAUGGGGACCUCUUCAUGUCCUAUCGGAGUAUGUUCCAAGAUGUAAGAGAUGCUGUUGACUGGGUUCAUUACAAGGGUUCUCUUAAGGAAAAAACAGUUGAAAAUCUUGAGAAAUAUGUAGUCAAAGAUGGGAAAUUGCCUUUGCUUCUGAGCCGGAUGAAGGAUUUUUUUCUUGCCACCAACAGUGACUAUAAAUACACAGAUAAAAUUAUGACUUACCUGUUUGAUUUCCCACAUGGCCCUAAGCCUGGUAGCUCCCAUCGUCCAUGGCAGUCCUACUUUGACCUGAUUUUGGUGGAUGCCCGGAAACCCCUUUUUUUUGGAGAAGGCACAGUAUUGCGUCAAGUGGAUACUAAAACUGGCAAGCUGAAAAUUGGUACCUACACAGGCCCCCUACAGCACGGCAUUGUGUACUCAGGAGGUUCAUCUGAUACAAUCUGUGAUCUCUUGGGAGCCAAGGGCAAAGAUAUUUUGUAUAUUGGAGAUCACAUUUUUGGGGACAUUUUAAAAUCAAAGAAACGGCAAGGGUGGCGAACUUUCUUGGUGAUUCCUGAACUUGCACAAGAGUUGCACGUCUGGACAGACAAGAGUGCCCUUUUCGAAGAGCUUCAGAGCUUGGAUAUUUUCUUGGCUGAACUUUACAAGCACCUUGACAGCAGUAGCAAUGAGCGCCCAGACAUUAGUUCCAUCCAGAGACGUAUUAAGAAAGUCACUCAUGACAUGGACAUGUGCUACGGGAUGAUGGGAAGCCUGUUCCGCAGCGGCUCCCGACAGACCCUGUUUGCCAGUCAGGUGAUGCGAUAUGCCGAUCUCUAUGCAGCAUCAUUCAUCAAUCUGCUGUAUUAUCCGUUCAGCUACCUCUUCAGAGCUGCCCACGUCCUGAUGCCUCAUGAAUCAACAGUGGAGCACACCCACGUGGAUAUCAAUGAGAUGGAGUCCCCUCUUGCCACCCGGAACCGCACGUCAGUGGAUUUUAAAGACACCGACUACAAGCGGCACCAGUUGACACGGUCAAUCAGUGAGAUCAAACCUCCCAACCUCUUCCCACUGGCCCCCCAGGAAAUUACACACUGCCAUGAUGAAGAUGAUGAUGAAGAGGAAGAGGAGGAGGAAUAAGGAGAACCGAAAUCCUAAACACCCAUUAAACAAGUUCUGACAGGACUCACAGGAGCAAAAGAUGUCCCUGUUUGGGUUCUGCUAGGGGGAGGGGGAAUGGAUCCAUCAAAGGUACGUCUGGAAAGUUUCUGAAGACUUUAAAAUAUUCUAGUCAUACAGAGAUACUUGUUUUAGUUCUGUGCAUUUGUACUGUACAGAUGGUUCAAAAUUGUAAUGGAGUCUGUAUUGGAAGAAAGUAAGGGUAAAGUCAGGCUGAACUGCAUGCAGAUGGCUCCAUUGUAGCUUGUGACACAAUUUCCUUGUCUUUUGUCAUCAUCAGUAUCUCAUAGUACACCUUGAUACGGGAGGUGAAGGGUCUCAGAGGAACAAGGAGAAUGACGGGGAAGAGGUGAUCCAAAAAUGCUGUAAUGUUACAAAUUGUGCUGUUACUCCAAAAUUUUUCAGUGCAUUACACAGUGUUGUAUAUCAGUGGAGAAAUAUAUUGUUUCCAUUAUAAAAUGUAGUCUUCUGUUAAAGGUCAGGUAUCCUUUUAUAACUGUUCAGGUAUCCUCAGUGAUUCUGCAGAGCUGCUAUUCUGUCAGUGGCUUUGAAGUAUUCUCUGCUUGCUUCCAGGCUGAUCUGGUCUGGAUUCUUUUUUGAGGCGAAAGUCCUCAUCCUUUUUACAUUUUUGGUUGAUAGCACAACUGGUUAUUUUGUUGUCAGAGGAACCACUCUUUCGCUCAUCUGUGAUAAAUCUAUAGAAAGAAUUUAACUGAAAGAGGACACAAGCAAUCCCCAGAGAGAGAGAUGAGUAACUUUCAUUAGUGUGGGCUCUACAGUUGCAGCUCACACUACCCAAUUCCAGAUUUCUCUGUCCUCUAGGUUGACUGCUAUAUUUUAACAUGGAGCAUGAGAGGCUAAGACGGGGGGCUCUGUAAGGCAGAGGGCACAAUCAGUGUGAAUAAAUUCACUUCAGAAUCCCAAGUGAAAUCACUUCUUGUUUGAACAAGAAUGAAUCAUUACUCCACGCUUCAGGAUAUUACAACCGCCUCAUCAGUACAGCAAAAGUUGUUCCAACAUUUUUAACAGUGGCGUAUGGUCUUAUUUUAAACUUUCAUGUUUUCUUCCAUCCUUAUUGUCAGCAGGGGAGGGUAGAUUAGCUGCUCUAGAAUUCAAUAAAGUGUAAUAUUUCUAA